ACAGCUCCUACCUGCCCCACAGCACCCGAAAGGCACCUCUGCGCGGGAAGUCUCCCCCUCAAACCCCUACCCCACCUCGAGUGGGCUGCCUUCCAGGUGAGGUGCGCGAAAGGCUUCCCCAGAGUGUCAACUCGGAAGGAUGCACGUCCAGCUGCGCCAAGCCGGCUUCCCCGCUCUUUUCCCACUUCGGCGUCAGCCUGGGUCCUGGGAACAGCAGCCUGUGCCUCAAGGCGCGCGCUUCCUCCCGCUUCCAGUGGAGCAGGGCGCUGCGGCCAGGCCUCGCAAACCCCUCUUCUGGGGCCCCCGGCGGGAGCAGGAAGGAGAGCCGCUGAGAUGCGCCCGGAGUGUCGCACGGCUUGGAGAAGUGGGUAGCUCGGUUGCAUAAGGUGGAAGGAACUUGGUAGUUUGCAAAAGCCAGCUCUUGGCGGGAGCCGGAAGCCAGAGCCCGCCGACUCGCGCACCCCUCAUUUAUUGCCUUCGAUGCGCGCCUCCCCCACUGCGCCCCCACCCCCUCUGCGCGCCGCCGUCUCGCGCGCCCUCCCCCCAACACCCCCCUCCUCACUCCCUCCAGAGGAGGUGAGUUUAAACCCCGCCCACGUGACCCCAGCUGGGCCAAUGAGCGGCGGCGGGAGGUGAAAUCCGGUUCUAACCGGUCCGGGGCUCCCAGCGCUAUAAAAACUUUAUAAACCCCCCGGAGCCCGAGCAGUGUGAAGAAGAGGAAGCGAGAACGACCCCCGGACCGACCAAAGCCCACGCGCCGCUACAUCCCCGUGUCCAGCGCCUACGUCCCGCCGCCGUCGCCACCAUGCCCAAGAGAAAGGCUGAAGGGGAUGCUAAAGGAGAUAAAGCCAAGGCAAAGGACGAACCACAGAGAAGAUCCGCGAGGUUGUCUGCUAAACCUGCUCCUCCAAAGCCAGAGCCCAAGCCUAAAAAGGCCCCUGCAAAGAAGGGAGAGAAGGUACCCAAAGGGAAAAAGGGAAAAGCUGACGCUGGCAAGGAGGGGAAUAACCCUGCAGAAAACGGAGAUGCCAAAACAGACCAGGCACAGAAAGCUGAAGGUGCUGGAGAUGCCAAGUGAAGUGUGUGCAUUUUUGAUAACUGUGUACUUCUGGUGACUGUACAGUUUGAAAUACUAUUUUUUAUCAAGUUUUAUAAAAAUGCAGAAUUUUGUUUUACUUUUUUUUUUUUUUUAAGCUAUGUUGUUAGCACACAGAACACUUCAUUGUUGUUUUUGGGGGGAAGGGGGCAUAUGUCACUAAUAGAAUGUCUCCAAAGCUAGAUCCAUAUGGGGAAAACACCUUUCCCUUCUAGUUUUGAGAGACUCCCUCUUGGCUCUCAGGAGGAGGGAUUCCCUGACGUUGACACAUAGCCACCUUGGCACAAAUGCCUUGUGGUAUGGAAAAACUAAUUUGUUUUUAUGUCCUGUUCUCCCUCUCUGCCUUCAGCAUAGUCUUAACUCCCUUAAACCCAGACAACUCUUGGGGCCUGACGUCCAAUAAUUGCUUACCAGUAUGUUGGGUAAUCUGGACUUUCCAGUGGCACCACUGAGAUGGUGCCCCUCAAAAGAGCAGCAGUUCCAUUUGUAGAUUGUGGAUCUUCAGAUAAAUUCUGUCAUUUUCAUUUCAUUUCCUGAAAGUCAGGGUCGGCUUGUGAAAAGUUGUUAAACAACAUGCUAAAUGUGAAAUGUCAACCCUCACUCUAAACUUUCCCUGUUCAGAGCAUCAAAUGAAGACUUCAUUGGAUUUUAUAGUGGCUUUCUGAUUUUGGUAGACCAUUGAAGAAGGGAGUUUGAAAGUUGUUGUAUACUGUUAACGAUUGUCUGCCCAUGUCCUGCCUGAAAUACCAUGAUUGUUUAUGAAAAGUAUCUUUAAUAAAGCUGGAUACAGUUUGGCUUGGAA
Lemur catta (Ring-tailed lemur) is the source of this 1898-nucleotide messenger RNA. RefSeq names its product high mobility group nucleosomal binding domain 2 (gene HMGN2). The record is from RefSeq and is a predicted model, not a curated record. Gene Ontology annotation, biological process: chromatin organization. Gene Ontology annotation, molecular function: nucleosomal DNA binding. NCBI's taxonomy places the organism in Eukaryota, Metazoa, Chordata, Mammalia, Primates, Lemuridae. The transcript is spliced from 6 exons. The coding region runs from base 806 to 1078 and encodes 90 amino acids. Gene Ontology annotation, cellular component: chromatin; nucleus.